Molecule: messenger RNA, 2187 nt
Organism: Cryptomeria japonica (Japanese cedar)
Lineage: Eukaryota; Viridiplantae; Streptophyta; Pinopsida; Cupressales; Cupressaceae
Product: pentatricopeptide repeat-containing protein At4g02750
Exons: 1
Coding region: 1-2187 (728 amino acids)
Biological process (GO): RNA modification
Molecular function (GO): protein binding; RNA binding
Source: RefSeq, a predicted model, not a curated record
AUGACAGCUGAAAGAAAAAGAAAAGCAAAACAGAUUAACAGCAUGACAUUGUCAUAUCCAUUGAGGAUUCAAAAGAAGAAUCAUUGCAUUGUAGAGUUCAUGGUUCAAUUCCAGUUUGCCAAGUUCAGCUUCUCCUCUACUGUACUCACUUUACAACAACAAACAGUAAAUGAUAAUUUUGAAACCUCAAAUGGCAUUUGUGAGCAAUCGCAAACACUUUGCAGGCAGGGAUUACCGAAAGAAUCAUUACAUAUUCUCCACGUUAACGACCAUAAACAGCUUAGGUUAAGUACGCACACCUAUGAAUCCCUUCUAAGACAAUGCCUUUACAAGGAAUCUUUGCGAGAGGGAAAAAGAGUCCAUGCCCACAUGACCCUAACGGGAUUUAUCUCAAAUUUGCAUUUGGCAAUCAAACUUGUAGUUUUGUAUGCCAAGCUUGGGAGCCUGCAAGAUGCUAGACUAGUUUUGGAUAAAAUGCCGGUGAAAAAUGUCGCUCCCUGGACUGCCAUGAUUCAGGGUUAUUCAAAGGAUGGCAAUGAUGGAGAAGCCUUGGCAAUAUUUUGCGAAAUGCAAGGGAACGGAUUCCAACCUGAUAACUUCACAUUCGCAGCAGUUUUGCCAGUUUGCGCCAACUUGACCGCCAUUGAAGAAGGGAAACAGGUGCAUGAAGAUAUAGUCAGAAGGGGUUUACAGUUUGAUGUGUUUGUGGGGAGUGCUCUUGUUGACAUGUACGCUAAAUGUGGAUGUAUUGAGAUGGCACGCAAAGUGUUUGACAAAAUGCCUCAACGAAAUGUGGUUUCGUGGACUACUAUGGUUGCAGGAUAUACACAAAUUGGGGAUGUGGGUAAGGCUAUGGAGCUCUUCCAGAAGAUGCCUGAGAGAAAUGUGUACUCGUGGAAUGUCAUGGUUACUGGGUAUGCCCAUGCAGGUUGUUUUGAAGAGGCAUUGGAACUCUUUAAGAAAAUACCCAACAGGAAAGUGGUUUCAUGGAAUGCCAUUAAUGCCAUUAUUGGAGCUUUUGCACAGUUUGGGAAGUUUGAUGAAGCUCUGAAGCUCUUUCAAGAAAUGCAAUUGGGAAAUGUGAAGCAUAAACAUGUGACUACCACCUACGUAACUGUUUUGCCAGUUUGCGCAAGCUUGGCAGCCAUGGACGAAGGGAAACAGUUGCAUGCAGAUAUAAUCAGGAGGGGAUUUCAAUCUGAUAAAUAUGUUGGGACUGCUCUUGUUGAUAUGUAUGUAAAAUGUGGAUGUAUCUUGAAUGCACGUAAAGUGUUCGACAAAAUGCUUCAACGAGAUGUGGUUUUGUGGACUGUUAUGGUUGCAGGAUAUGCACAAACUGGGGAUGUGCGUCAAGCUAUGAAGCUCUUUGAGAUCAUGCCUGGAAAAAAUGUAUAUUCGUGGACUGUUAUGGUUACUGCGUAUGCCCAGGCAGGUUGUAUGGAUAAGGCAUUAAAUUUCUUUAAAAAAACACCUAAUCGGAAUGUGGUCUCAUGGAAUGCCAUGAUCGCAGGGUAUGUGCAGAAUAGGAAGUUUCAUAAAGCUCUGAAGCUCUUUCAAAAAAUGCAAUUGAGAAAUGUGAGGGCUAACCUUGUAACCUUUACCAGUGUUCUUCCAGCAUGUGCUAAUUUGGCAGCUCUUCGCAAGGGAAUAGAAAUUCAUGGGAGUCUAGUUAGAAGUAGGCUUCCAUUUAACAUCUUUGUAUGGACAGCCCUUGUAGGCAUGUAUGCAAACUGUGGUCGCAUUAGAGAUGCCCGGAAAUUGUUCGACAAAAUGAUUAUGAGGAACGUGGUAUCAUGGAAUGUAAUGAUUGUAGGAUAUGCUAUGCAUGGGCAUGGGAAGGAAGCACUCCAAAUUUUUCAGGAAAUGCAGAACUCUGGCACAAAGCCGAACAAUGCUACCUUUGUGGGUGUUCUGUGUGCUUGUCGCCAUGCAGGGCUGGUGGAUUAUGGGAAGCACUAUUUCAGAUGCAUGAUUCAAGACUAUAACCUUGUUCCUACUAUCGAGCACUAUAGUUGUAUGGUUGAUCUUCUUGGUAAAGCUGGGUACAUGGAUGAAGCACGAGAUUUUAUCAACACCAUACCAGUGGAGCCUGAUACUGGUAUAUGGGAGUCCUUACUUGAUGCCUCUAGAAUCCAUGCCUAUGCAGAGUUGGGAGAACAUGUAUCAAAGGGCCUUUUUGGAGUUUGA